ACAUUAAUAACAGACAGACUUCACCAAAGAAAUUAACUAAAUUAACUAAAUGAAAAUAAAUAUAUUAUAAUUCAUACAAUAAUGAAUUCAAACUAGUAAUAAUAACAAGAAGAAGAAAAUGACAAUCAUAAUAACAAUACUCGUAUAACUUCCUCAUCUUGAUAAAUACAUCUUGAUAAUCUCACCUCACAGAGGAGACAGACGGGACAGAGAUACACUCUGAAGACCAACUCUGCUGGAUCGGGUUCUGGUUCUGAGGAUCUGGUUCUGAGGUUCUGAGGUGCUGCUUGUUGAGGAUCUGGAUCAUGGAGACAAGACUGAAACCAGCUGCUGUUCUGCUGCUGUUUCUGCUGCACAGCUGCCUGGCAGACCAAGUUUUCCUCCACAGCCAGCGGGCCAAUCAGCUGCUGGUCAGGAACCGUAGAGCCAAUCAGCUGUUUGAGGAGAUUAAACCAGGUAACCUGGAGAGAGAAUGUGUAGAAGAGAUCUGUGACCAUGAAGAAGCCAGAGAGGUGUUCGAACAGAUGGAUGAAACGAAGAACUUCUGGAUGAAGUAUCAGGACUGUAAAGGAACUCAGAUGAUAAGAACAGAAGACAACAUCAACAUUGUGAGACAAUGUUUAGAAGGUCAGUGUAUCUCUGGUUCAGGAGUGAACUAUGAAGGAAACAUCAACAUCACACAAUCAGGAAGACAAUGUCAAGCCUGGAGGAGCAGCUACCCACAUCCCAUAAUCAGAGAGUUCAACGCUUCAGAUCCAAACAGCGUCCUGCAGGAGAACUUCUGUAGAAACCCGGACAGCCGUACAGAGGGACCCUGGUGUUUCACCAAAGACCCCACAGUCCAGAAGGAGACCUGCAGGGUCCCCACAUGUGGCCAGGACUUUGUCCCGCCCACUGUGGCCCCUGAACCAAUCAAAACCGGCCAAUGUUUACCCAAUCAUGGCCUGGAGUACACGGGCGACCUGGCCGUGACCCUGGGAGGACACACGUGUCUUCAGUGGUCCUCUCUGGAGGCCAAGGCCCUCAGCGUGGACAAGGACUUCAUCCCCGAGGUCAGUCUGCCAGGAAACAAGUGCCGGAACCCGGACAAGGACCCCGAGGGCCCCUGGUGCUACGUUGAGGUCUCUGGAAACGUGACCAUGGACUACUGCGACCUGGAGCUGUGUGAGGACCCGCUGGUUGAGGACCAUCAGACGACGGAGACAGAAGGUCGAGAACGAUCCGUCCUCAGAGCCCCCAAGAAAAUGUUCUUCAGUCCUCGAACCUUCGGACAAGGAGAGAGUGUGUGUGGAGAACGCUCCCUGUUUGAAAAGCUGAACAAAAAGGACGCGAAUGAGGACGAGCUGCUGGAGUCGUACAGAGAGAAACGCAUCGUCGGGGGAAACGACGCCGAAGUGGCCUCAGCACCAUGGCAGGUGAUGCUGUACAAGAGGAGCCCCCAGGAGCUGCUGUGUGGAGCCAGUCUGAUCAGCGACCAAUGGAUCCUCACUGCCGCUCACUGCAUCCUCUACCCGCCCUGGAACAAGAACUUCACCGCCGGCGACAUCCUGGUCCGACUCGGGAAACACAACCGGGCCACGUUCGAGCGUGGUGUCGAGAAGAUCGUGGCCAUCAGCGAAAUCAUCGUCCACCCGAGGUACAACUGGAAGGAGAACCUGAACCGGGACAUCGCCCUGCUGCACCUGAGACGUCCGUUGGUCUUCAGCGACGCGAUCCACCCGAUCUGCCUCCCCACCAGGAAGGUGGCUGUGAAUCUCAUGACCGAAGGCUACAAAGGUCGAGUCACCGGUUGGGGGAACCUGAAGGAAACCUGGAGCCCCUCGGCAAGAAAUCUACCCAAAGUGCUCCAGCAAAUCCACCUGCCGAUCGUAGACCACGACACCUGCCGCAGCUCCACGUCGGUCAAGGUCACCGACAACAUGUUCUGUGCUGGUCACCAUCAAGAGGACGCCAAACGUGGAGACGCCUGUGAGGGAGACAGCGGUGGACCGUUUGUCAUGAAGUACCCGGCUGAGGACCGCUGGUACCAGAUGGGCAUCGUGUCGUGGGGCGAAGGCUGCGACCGAGAUGGAAAGUACGGCUUCUACACUCACGUGUUCAGGAUGACCAGGUGGAUGAGGAAGAUCAUCGACAAGACGGGAAAAAACGACGACUAAAAUAACACUUCCUGUUAUGUAGACAAUGCUAAUAAAGUUUGUCCAAAUCCUACAACA
Molecule: messenger RNA, 2213 nt
Organism: Anarrhichthys ocellatus (wolf-eel)
Lineage: Eukaryota; Metazoa; Chordata; Actinopteri; Perciformes; Anarhichadidae
Gene: f2
Product: coagulation factor II (thrombin)
Exons: 16
Coding region: 306-2156 (616 amino acids)
Biological process (GO): positive regulation of blood coagulation; blood coagulation; proteolysis
Cellular component (GO): extracellular region
Molecular function (GO): serine-type endopeptidase activity; calcium ion binding
Source: RefSeq, a predicted model, not a curated record